Messenger RNA from Prorocentrum cordatum, 3018 nucleotides. NCBI's taxonomy places the organism in Eukaryota, Dinophyceae, Prorocentrales, Prorocentraceae. The record is from the annotation of a GenBank genome assembly.
AUGUUCGUGAUUGUUGCGUUGCGGCAUCGCGUGCGCGUCUUUCUUUGGUACGGGGACACAUGUGAAGACGCAUUGCUCAAGUAUGCUCCGUGGGCCAAUGAUGCUGUGAGUGUGGUUGCAAAAUGCCAUGCUGUCUCCUGUGCGUUUCGAGAUGAUGGCUCAGUCCGUGGGUUGGAUGACGAGGCCCUGCGAACCAACCAUUGGGUGGCGGGUUUCCCGCUCGAUGGUGGCGGUGCCCCUGCUGGCGCCAGCCUGGCCGACAGCAUGUGCGAGGAGACCCGCUUUUUCUAUGCGCAGUACCUGUCGCACUCCGUGCAGCUCGUGGCAACAGUUACGGAUGGAGAUUGUGGCAUCGACGUGAUGUGUUCCAUGCUCGGCUGGAACCGCAGCAGCGUGAACCGGGCCGCUCUGCGCUGCGAUUUGUGCGCCUACAUUCUCGAGCACGCGGGCAAUAGAGCUUUCGUGGCGAUGUUGCGUCACACGGGAGAGAUCGAUAACCAUUUGGGGCUCUACGAGUUAGAUGCCGCGGGCGCGGCGUUGGUCGCUGCGCGCCCCACGGAGCAUCGCCAUGGUGAUGGCGGCGCAGAGGGCGCCCUGUUAGAGGUGCCGCAGCAAGCAGAGAGGCACUACAGCGAAGAGGAGGUGCUGGCCCUGAGGUGGAAAUGUGAGCUGCGCACGGCGGGGCGGGAUAUCAUUGUCGGCAUGCUCAAGCGCCUGCCCGAUGAGUGCGCGAAUGCCAUGGUUCGCGAGUACACGACCCGAGGUGACGGGGAGGCGAAGACGCAAAAAAAACUUGCGCCGACGUUCUUGUUGGGCCGCGACGCACCCCUCGCUAAGAAGCAAAAGGCCGCGGAAUACUUCCUAGCAUGGAUGGAGGGGCACAAAGGGCCCUUGGACGGAAAGACCACUUCUCAAUUGCAGCGCGGCAGUUUCCCGAAAGGUCUGUUCAAGGCGUUUGCCACAGAGCGCCCCGCCGUCGCCCAGGCCACUGGUCUAGCCGUGCCCCAGGGGAAAAAAUCCCCCUUGUUCAGAAAGAAAACAAAGGCUUGGAUCGAGUACGCGCGAGUAUUGAGAAUAUACCAGCGCCCAGUGCAGCAGUUCCUGACAUCCGCGGUGGCGGAGCGUGCUGUCGUCUCCACGGUUGCCUGCAAGCUGUCGGGGGCCCGGGAGGGCUGGCAGUGCAGAAAAGGGACCGACCGUGCAGUCCGGGACCACAGGCGACGUAGAAGUGCGGGCGCUGGCAGACACAAGGCGCGCGCAGCGUUGCGGGAACAAUUGGCCGAGUGGUGCAGCAUCAUGCGGCACAGCGUUGACGUGAAGGCGCGCGUCAAGCGUGAGUUGCACGAGGCGACGGAGAAGCUCAAGAAUAUCCGCAAGGAACAGAGAGAGGCCGAAGCCGUGGUGACGGCGAUGGAGCAGAUGAGAGUUUACUCCUUGGAGCAGUUGGGGCAAGGGAACAAAAAAGGCGGUAAUAAGGAGCACCAGAAAGCGCGCUUCCAGGUAUCACAAGCUCUUCGGAAAGCUGCCGAACUAUCACCUGAGCAAACGAGCCAAUGGGAGUUCUUCAAGACGGAAUGGGACAGUCGGAUGGCUGCGACCCACGGCGAGGACUGGGCGCAGCUCUUUGCUGAGAUGGUUCAGAAGGUGGUGAACGACCUGCAGGAGGGUCGAAAAGAUGCGCUGUCUCAGUUUAUGCACAAUGAGACCAGACGCGUGUUAGGCGUCUCCGCGGUGGCGGAGCGCACUGGUGCUGCCGAGUGCUGCUUGCCUCUGGCAGAUGACGAUGAACGCGACGCCAUAAGCUUGCCCACUCAUGCGCCGACGGACGCAUUUGGCAUGCCAGGGGAUCUGGAUGACAUCCCCGUGGACGCAAACCUCUUCCUGAAGCCGCUGUGGGAUGACGGGACGGAGUGCUCUGCUGGUGUUUGGGCGGGAAAGGAUGGCAAAGGCAGUAGCCAUGGAGGCACCUUUGGCGUCUUGACCGCCAACUGGGGCGGGAAGUGGGGCGAGCCAGCACUGCAUGCGCACAUGCAGCAAGAUCUGAAAGGCUCUUCCUGCCAGUUCCUGGUCAUCCAGGAAGCUUCUAGCGACCUGCUGGACUACGUGGGACAAGACCCAGGGAAGGGCGACAGCGAGUUCCUAGGGGGGAAGGGCGCGCAGCGGCCUGCAGCCAAGUUCAUAGGUGUGCGAGGCCCAGAGGAGGGCGACAGCACUAUGAUAUGCGGCAGGGAGUCCCUGGUGUCGGGGAUGCGGCUGCUAGUGUUCCAUAGGACGAAGGAUGGAACAUACACGCACACGAAGAAGGACAAACAGAGGACCAAGGUGACGAAGACCGCGGUUAGCAGGAUCAUGAUUGCAUGUGCAAAGAUGCGAUUUUGGAGAACCCGCGGUAGCGGGGAAGCCGAUAUUGAUGACCGGGAGCUCGAUGAGCUGCGGCUCGCCAUUAUCAAUCUGGCAGCGUGGUAUCCUUGGCAGCAGCAGCACGAGAGGUUUGUCCGAGCGGACUCGUGUGGCAUCUUCCGCAUAGGGCCGUGCGAAGGGGUUCGGAUGUGCUACGGUCUCUCUGCGUUCGGGCUCGAAGGUCCCGACCUUCCUGCGAACUGCUCCAAGGUUAUGGAGACCCUGCGCGAAGAGGACGGCAGAGAAAUUGGUAAACGCCCCUACCUCAUCACGAACAUCCCUUUUCUAGGCCAGGGGUCCCCGUGCACCAGCUACCAGCCGCAGGUGCCCGCACGCAGGGACAAGUGCGUUCAGUGGUCUUUCACGCCUGUCUUCGACGAGGCCUCACCCGCGGCGGCGGAGGUCUUGGACGGCGCGAAGAAUGACAAGGGGAUGUUCCCGUACAGGGUGGACUCCACCACGGGGUCCGCUUCGUGGAGUUGGUCUGGAACCCCGACUUCGAAACAGAAGCCUGUCCAGUUCGAGAAGUUCGACCCCCAGCGAGAGAUGUUCAAACGUGGAGCACACAUGCCCUUGAUGAUCUACGUGGGCGGGCCUGCUGACGCGGCGGGCGGCUAA